Messenger RNA from Guillardia theta CCMP2712, 723 nucleotides. RefSeq lists its product as hypothetical. Lineage: Eukaryota; Cryptophyceae; Pyrenomonadales; Geminigeraceae. The record is from RefSeq and is a predicted model, not a curated record. Bases 1 to 723 code for a protein of 240 amino acids. The transcript has 2 exons.
AUGGACUCCAGCGCCUCUCCCCCGUCAGCGGGAUCACCGGGAGUCUCUGAAGAAAUUGUCCCCGAGUACAAUUACCCUUGGGGCAUGUCUCAUUAUUGUCAAUGCAGCGAGAUGCAACGGGCUUCAAGACUGAUUGAGAGCAAAGGAUGGUUAGCAAGACAAAUGAGCAUGUUGGACCCGCUCUCCGCCUGCAAUCUGCUGUCGCAGACCUUCAACGUCACUCUCGCUUUGCAAGAAUGCGUCAAGGAAACAUGGCUUGCUAGGGGAGCGAUGCGCAUCGACAGAGAAAUGCUCCAGAAGCCUGAGGCAUGGUGGAAUUCCAUCCUUCACUUUGGGAUCGCCGUCUCAACGGAUUCAGCAUUACAGGCCCUCAACAGCGACGGCUGGUCACUCGCUCAUAUGGCAGUCAUUUCGAACCAGACGUGGAUACUAGAACAGCUCAUGUCACGGCAUGUACCCGUUGACAAGCACGCCUCCAAGGAGUUCUGCAGAAAGACUCCUUUACAUCUGUGUGCAGAGCUCGACCUCCCGCAUGCAGCAAAACUUCUCGUCGCAGCAGGAGCAAGCACCAAAUCGAGAGACUGCAAAGGCAGACAGCCACAUCUCGUGGCGUCCAACAAACAGCUCGCUCGUACUUUGAAAUGGUGGCAGACUUGCCCUUAUCAGAGCUCAAAUCCACAAUGUCAGCAGGAAGAGGCAAUCAAGGCCGACGAUCAAAUUUAA